Messenger RNA from Suillus paluster, 1404 nucleotides. RefSeq lists its product as uncharacterized. The record is from RefSeq and is a predicted model, not a curated record. The coding region runs from base 1 to 1404 and encodes 467 amino acids. The transcript is spliced from 10 exons. NCBI's taxonomy places the organism in Eukaryota, Fungi, Basidiomycota, Agaricomycetes, Boletales, Suillaceae. Gene Ontology annotation, molecular function: monooxygenase activity; FAD binding.
AUGAACACACCUAGAAGAACUUCGCAGAUGUUGCGCUUCAUAGUCGUUGGAGGGAGUAUCGCGGGCGUCGCUUGCGCAUAUGCGCUACAAGAAGCGGGACACCAAGUAGUGGUUCUCGAGCAGGGCGAUGGGAGGCAUGAGAGUCACGGCGGAUUACGAUCUCCUCCAAAUAUGACGCGUCUGCUGAAUCAUUGGGGACUCGGACCUGCUAUUGCCCGGGUCUCAAUAAAAGCCAAUAGGUUCACUUUCAUGGAUGGGAAAUCCGGGGAAGAACUCGGACCGUUGGUGUUGCAUGACAAGCUUAUGAAGGCGUUGGCGGCGGAUUUUCUAUAUAUACAGCAUGGAGCGCUGCACGCCAUGUUCGUCGAGUUUGCCAAGAAUGCUGGGAAGGUCGUAUCGGUUGAUCCCUGGAAGGGCAUGGUGAUUACGCGCAAUGGUGUUAGAUUGACUGCCGACGUGAUCGUGGGUGCGGAUGGGUACGGAAGCGUCGUGCGUCCUGUGGUGGUUGGUCCUGAAGGAAUGAAGGGCGUUUUGGAUAAGCGGGUCUCCGUGAACAUCACAGUCCCCACAGACCUGAUGCGGCGUCACGAAGAUCUUGUUCCAUUAACGGUUUCACCGGAGUGGUCACUAUGGUUGGGCCAUGAUUGCGCGACGCAUGGGUUGCUCACCGUUAAUCCUGACACAUCUGAGAGAGAAUAUGCUGUAGUCAUGCACGUUCCUACGGACGGCAAACCGGCACAAGAAUCAUGGGCACGGUCACAGCCGUUGGAUGAGAAGUUCUUGAAGCUGGACCGAUUUGAACCUAGAGUGCAAAAACUAGUAAGACUUGCGCGGACUAUGACUCCGACCGGGUAUACUAUCUACGAGCCCUUUGACAACUGGGUGCACGAGAGCGGAAGGGUAGUGCUAAUCGGUGAAGCCGCUCACCCAUUAAUGCCCAACGGGUCGCAUAAUUCCGCAAUGUCAAUAGAGGAUGCCAUGACACUAUCAACUCUCUUUUCUCUCCCAGCAACUAAAUCGCAUACGCCUCUUCUCCUCUCUGCUUAUGAGGAACUACGGCAGCCGCGUUGCGCUGCAACACAAGCUUCUGAACUACGGAAACGAGAUUUCGUAUGCAUGCCCCUGGGCCCUGAACAACAAGCUCGCGAUGACGGAUUACGAAAUACAAGGAUACGUGCGUUGCUCGACUGGGACGAAGCAGAAGAAGAAUAUUUACGUGAAACAUGGGAGGAAUAUAUCGACCUAUUUGCAUUCGAUGCUCGAGAGGCGGUGGAAGACUGGUGGACGAAAUGGGGGCCAGCUAUAUUGCGCCCGCAGAUGCUAGAUUCACGAAUAGAAAGCACAUUGGGGAAGUUCGAGUCGCUACGUCUGGAGGUGGAUGUUUCGCGGGAGGCGGUAGCAUGA